Messenger RNA from Henningerozyma blattae CBS 6284, 1062 nucleotides. RefSeq names its product type II HSP40 co-chaperone SIS1 (gene SIS1). Gene Ontology annotation, cellular component: cytosol. Gene Ontology annotation, molecular function: protein-folding chaperone binding. The record is from RefSeq and is a predicted model, not a curated record. The transcript has a single exon. Bases 1 to 1062 code for a protein of 353 amino acids. Gene Ontology annotation, biological process: translational initiation. NCBI's taxonomy places the organism in Eukaryota, Fungi, Ascomycota, Saccharomycetes, Saccharomycetales, Saccharomycetaceae.
AUGGUUAAAGAAACUAAAUUGUACGAUCUAUUGGGUGUCUCAUCCUCCGCUUCAGAUGCAGAAAUUAAAAAAGGUUAUAGAAAGGCAGCUUUGAAAUAUCAUCCAGACAAACCUACUGGUGAUACUGAAAAAUUUAAAGAAAUUUCAGAAGCUUUUGAAAUCCUAAGCGAUUCCAACAAGAGAUCAGUUUAUGAUCAAUAUGGUCUGGAUGCUGCAAGAAAUGGUGGUCCCUCUUUCCAAGGCCAAUCAGGUUUCCCAGGCGGUGGUGGUUCUACUCAUUCUUUUUCAAAUGAUGAUGCAUUUAAUAUCUUUUCUCAAUUCUUUGGUUCAAACGAUUCAGGCUUUUCAGGUUUCAGUAGUGGAUUCCCAAGUGGUGCUGGUGGUGCAAGAUUUUCUUCAAGCGGAUUCCCAGGUGGCAUGGGUGGUAUGCCCGGUGGGAUGGGAAGUAUGCCAGGUGGUAUGGGCGGUAUGCCCGCCGGUAUGGGUGGUAUGCCAGGUGGUAUGCCAGGUGGCUUUUCAUCUGCUUCACCUCAUGAAGAAGAAGUCGUCUCUGUCGAUAUCCCUGUUAGUUUAGAAGAUUUAUUCACUGGUAAGAAAAAAUCUUUUAAAAUAGGUAGAAAGGGGAUGCGUGGAGAACCUGAAAAAGUUCAAAUCGAUAUCAAUUUAAAACCUGGUUGGAAAGAAGGUACAAAACUAACCUAUAAAAAUCAUGGUGAUUAUAACCCUUCUACUGGUGGUAGAAAGACUUUACAAUUCAUUAUAAAAGAGAAAAAACAUCCCCUAUACAAGAGAGACGGUGAUAAUAUCAUAUAUACUUUACCUCUUACUUUUAAAGAAUCUUUACUAGGGUUUUCCAAGACUUUACAAACAUUAGACGGAAGAACUUUACCACUCUCGAGAUCUCAACCGGUACAACCUACUGAAGAAAAUACUUAUCCUGGUCAAGGUAUGCCGAUUUCUAAAAACCCUGGUCAAAGAGGUAAUUUGAUUAUUAAAUAUAAAAUUAAUUACCCAAUAUCUUUAACCGAUUCUCAAAGACGUGCCAUUGCUGACAAUUUCUAA